This is a messenger RNA of Lepisosteus oculatus (spotted gar), 3793 nucleotides long. NCBI's taxonomy places the organism in Eukaryota, Metazoa, Chordata, Actinopteri, Semionotiformes, Lepisosteidae. The record is from RefSeq and is a predicted model, not a curated record.
CGCGAUUUCCGAAGUGCAGCCGGACGUCAGUCGGGCACCCAGCGAGACGGCAGGGCCAGGGAGAGAUUGCUCAAUUAUCCGCACGGACACAUUUAUCCUGGGGCCGGUCUGGAAGGAAGCGCUAUACAUAUUUUUUUUUUCCCCUCUCCUUCUUCGUGUAUUUUUAGAAGCCUCACAAUUUUAUUUAGGACCGACCGUGCAUGAGCCUUAGCUUAGCCAGUCCCAGACCGUGUUCUGGUGCGCUUCUGAAAGCGAGCGAUUCCUGCAAGAUAGCUAGAUGAUGAAAUUGCCUUUUAACUUAGUUCGGGUACUCUUUUUAAGAUUUGCGUCGAACUCUUUUCCGCGACAUUGUGUCUGUGCAUAGAGGGGGUGAAACGCUACUUUUUUUAAAAAUCUUUUUUUAAAUGCCGAUUUACUUUUUCUAAAUGUCAGUUUUAACCUCUGCUUGUAGUUACCGCUUUCUGGUAGCGUUUAAUGGAAGGGUCGGAUGAAUGUUUAAAGAAGUGGAAAUCUGCACGUUUUGCAGGAGCAGAUGUGAAAGGGUCUACAGUCUUUUUUUUGUUAUUUUUUUACUGGAGAUCGUGGGCAAAACAGCUUGAGCCAUAUCUGGUCCCGGGGUGAAAAACGUCAAAAUUGAGCGUGCUGUGCAUCUACAAAGCCGGAGCGCUAAGCUAGCUGGCAUGCGAUAUUACGACGCCCGUAUCUCGUCCACACGGUAACCGAGCUCCGGUGGAGGCGCCUAGUUCUCUUCUCGGGGUGCUAUACAUUGGGCGAGGAUGCUGAAACGGGGCGCAGGGGCGAAAAACAGCUACAGCCCCUACUCGACCGGCCAGAGAAAUAAGAAAACCGUGCAGUCUAAAGCGAAAAGCAAACUGGACAUCCUGCCCAACAGACCCAACGUGUGGCUCAAACAGCUUUCCGUUCUCCAGGAGCAACCCCGCAAGGACACCGGAGAUGCCCCCACAGCCACCGCCUCCCCCUACCUGGACGCCUGUGCUGGGACCCCUUCCCCGCUCUCCAAACUGGCCAGCUGCCCCUCUCCGGUGGCCACCCUCAAGCGGCCAGCUGCCCUGAGCCGCCACGGCAGUGCGGUCGGCUUCCCCCUGCAGGGCACGGGCACCUGGGGGUUCAGCAAGGCCCACAAGGGGCCACUGGCGCACAGCCCGACGGCGGAGCACGGGGAGGGCACCGUCAUCGAGGUGGAGGACAUCUCCCAGCUGCUGCGGGACGUGGCGCGCUUCGCCGAGGGGGUGGAGAAGCUCAAAGACGUGGUCCUGGGGGAAGAUAAGCAGGAGAACAGGAGGCCUCUUGCCCAUGAGUGCCUGGGUGAAGUGCUACGGAUCUUGCGCCAGGUGAUCAGCAAAUACCCGCUGCUGAACACGGUGGAGACCCUCACUGCCGCCGGCACCCUCAUCUCCAAGGUCAAAGGCUUCCAUUAUGAGACCACUGUGGAGGCGGACAAGAAGGACUUUGAGAAGGCGAUUGAGACGAUAGCCGUGGCCUUCAGCAGCAAUGUGUCGGAGUUGCUGAUGGGGGAAGUGGACAGUAGUACCCUCUUGUCUUUACCCCCUACGGAUAAGAGCAGAUCCAUGGAGAACCUGUAUGGAGGGCUGCCGGGACACGGGCUGGACGUGACACUAAUGAGGAGCGAGCUGCAGGAUCUGGUGUUCAACGUGGAGGAGGUGGACAUCAUUCUGCAGCGCAGUGAGGGGGGCGUGGACUCUGCCCUGGCGUACUCCAAGAACAUCUCCAGAUACAUGAAGGACGUGAUGAGCUACGUGGACAAGCGACUGUCGCUGGAGAUUGAGUUUGCCAAGGGCCUGCAGAGACUGUACCACUCCUGCAAGCAGAGCAUUGCGCAGGUGCACAUGCCCUUCUUCUCCAUCUACUCCCUGGCCCUGGAGCAGGACCUGGAGCAGAGUCACGGGGUCCAGCAGUCCAUCUUCACCCUGCACAGCCACACCUUCAUGCAGCCUUUGACGCAGCGGAGGCAGGACCAUGAGAAGAAACGUAAGGAGAUAAAGGAACAGUGGCAUCGGGCACAGAGGAAGCUGAUGGAGGCGGAGAGCAACCUGCGCAAGGCGAAGCAGGCCUACCUGGUGCGCUGCGAGGAGUACGACAAGGCCAAGGCGGUGGCCAACAAGGCGGGCGAGGAGCAGCAGGGCGGGGGCAGCAACACCACCAAGUCGCUGGACAAGAAGAGGCGCCUGGAGGAGGAGGCGAGGAACAAGGCGGAGGAGGCCGAGGCCACGUAUCGCACCUGCAUAGCCGACGCCAAGACGCAGAACCAGGAGCUGGAGGACGUGAAGGUGAACGUGCUGAGGCAGCUGCAGGAGGUCAUCAAGCAGAGCGACCAGACCCUGCGAUCCGUGAGUCUCCUGCACGUCGCCCCCUUCUCCCAUCUUCCCAAACCCGCGCUGAAAAUCCACAAUUGCUGCCGAUUUUGCAUGGCCUACAAGACGUGGUUACUGCACUGUGGAAUAAAGCGUCUUCGGUUAUUUUGUUUUGUCAGGUUGCCUGUCCGGCCUCGCAAUGACAGCUUUAACACCGACUCGCAUUCUGAAUCCACGUCCGCUACCGAUGAGGCGGGGCCAGCGGAGGGGAGCUCCGCCCCAAAGGAGAAGCAGAGGCGGGGUGUCCGAGUUCAUCAUUCCCACAAGUCCUGGCCCUCAACUGUGAGCGACACAGACAGUGUGGGGGGAGGGAGUGGCCUGGAGUCCCCCUGCACCAGCACAGGUGACAUCCGGAAGCUGCCCAGAACCUCCUCCACUGGCACCAUGUCUUCCAACGAGGAGCUGGAUGAGAAGGAAGAGAGCGUGCCCUCUUUCGAGCAGAGUAUGAACGGGAUCGAGCCGGAGAUCGCGGUUUCCACGGGCCCCUUCAGGAACGUGGGCCUCUCCAAGGCUGCCCAGACGCAUCGCCUGCGGAAACUGCGCGCCCCUUCCAAGUGCCGGGAGUGUGACAGCUACGUGUACUUCCAGGGGGCGGAGUGCGAGGAGUGCUUCCUGGCCUGCCACAAGAAGUGCCUGGAGUCGCUGGCCAUCCAGUGUGGACACAAGAAGCUGCAGGGCCGGCUCCAGCUUUUCGGGAGGGACUUUGCCCAGGUGUCCCAAGGGAGCCCCGAGGGCAUCCCCUUCAUCAUCAAGAAGUGCAUCUCGGAAAUCGAGAAGCGGGCCUUGAAAAUGAAGGGCAUCUACCGGGUGAAUGGGGUGAAGACGCGGGUCGAGAAGCUGUGCCAGGCCUUCGAGAAUGGCAAGGAGCUGGUGGAGCUGUCCCAGGCCUCGCCCCAUGACAUCAGCAACGUGCUCAAGCUCUACCUGAGACAGCUGCCGGAGCCCAUCAUGCCCUUUCGAAUGUACAACGACCUGAUGGGGCUUGCCAAGGAGAGCCUGCAGGGCGGCGCCGAGGGGGCGGAGCCCCCCGGGAAGGCGGCGGAGCUGGCGGACCUGGGGCCCGACACAGACAAGGACCUGCUGCUCUGCGUGGACAAACUGCGGGAGCUGCUGAAGGAGCUGCCUCCCUCCAAUGUGGCCACCCUGCGCUACAUCGUCCGCCACCUGCGCAGGUGAGAGACCCCAUACACACACCCCCCCCCAGAAUCACCCUGGCGGGACACGGCAGGAGCAAUCACACUCCCACUGAUACACUCCCACCCUCCUUGGGGUCAUUUCCCCAUUUUUAAAGCACUUUCACUUUUUAAUUUCCAUUUUGGCUGUCCUUCAAUUGUUCAUUCUGCCGCCUCCCCCGCCUGCAAAAAUUAAUCCUGCUUGAACCAACUUGUAAUAAUGGGAAU